UCACCUAUAGUUGAUUGUAGAUUCACUUUUGAAAGCGUGAGAAAUUGGAAAUAUGAUCAAGUAGCUUGUUGGCUGCAAGAAAAUAAUUUUCGAGAAUAUCAAAAGAUAUUUUCAGAAAACGAUAUAAACGGAGAUGUCCUAUUAGAAUUAGAUCAUGAAAUCCUCAAAGAAUUGAGGAUCAGAUCAAUCGGUGAGCGCGUUAGGAUCCUUUUAGCAGUCAAAACUUUGCUAAAGUGCUGCGUAGGAAAUACUGCUCCUUAUGCUCAUCCUAUCAAAUAUUAUCUACCAAAGGACUUGAAUUCGCCUGAUUCUGACAGAUUCCCAGUAUCUCUCAGCAGAUCUAGUUCAAAAGCAAGCACCAUAUCUCGAUCUAAUUCUACUUCAUCGCGAAAAAAUCAUGAAUAUCCUUUACGGAGUCCUCAACAUUCCAAACAACAUCACGAAGUAUCAAAUUCCUUAGAAAGUCGUGUCAUCAAAGUUAUCGGUGAAGAUGGUGCAAUGCGAACUAUUUAUAUUAAUAAUGUAACCGAUGCUAAAUCUAUUUUAGCAAAAGUUUUACAAAAGUUUAAUAUUAAUGAUGAUGUUGAAAAAUAUUCGUUAUUUACAACUUUAAGCGAUUCUGGUUCAGCUCGAAGCUUAUCUGAUGAAGAAUUAGUGAAAAUUUGUAGAAGUUCAGAUAAAUCGGAAAGAGAUAGACUUAUUUUACGCAAGAAGCAUGUACAUAUGAGUUUUGAACAAUUAAAACGUCGGAAUAGAGAUAAAAAAUUAGAAAAUUUCUUUGGAGAAAAACCUCCAUCAUCACAAGUUGGAAUAUCACAAAAAAAUUUAAGAAAUUUUUUUGGUCAACGGCCUCCUUCAGAACUGAUUUCAUUGAAUCUUACAGAAUAUUUUCCCGGACAUAAUAGUGAAGAAUUAGAACGAAGUUGUAGAAAUUCUGUUAGAAGGGCAUCAAGACUUUCCUCCGCUUCUAAAUUUUCUAGGCGUAAAUCGAAAAGAAUGUCUUAUUUAUAUGAUGAUGAAAAGGCUAAUACUUUUCUAUCACCUAUGGAUUAUUCAGAAACAGCAAUUGGCGCUUUGAUCGGAAUGGGAUCUUUUAGCAGUGUGUACUUAGGACUUAAUGCUAUUACUGGAGAAUUAAUGGCGGUUAAGCAAGUUGAAUUACCUACAGGACAAUCUGCAAAUGAGGAGAGAAAGAAAUCUAUGUUAGAUGCUUUACAAAGAGAAAUUACUCUUUUAAAGGAUUUACAUCAUGAAAAUAUUGUGCAAUACCUUGGUGGAUCAGUCGCAACUAUGCUUAAUAAUUAUGGUCCAUUAGAAGAAACAUUGGUUAGGUCAUUUAACAGGCAAAUUUUACAAGGAUUAAACUACCUUCAUGAGAAGGAUAUUAUUCAUCGUGAUAUCAAAGGCGCUAACAUUUUAGUUGACAAUAAGGGAGGUGUCAAAAUAUCAGAUUUUGGUAUUUCAAAAAAAGUUGAAGACCGUUCAGUGUUUUGGAUGGCUCCAGAAGUUGUUAAACAAACUCCUUAUACAAGCAAAGCAGAUAUAUGGAGUUUAGGAUGUUUAAUUGUAGAAAUGUUCACAGGAGAUCACCCAUUCCCUGAAUUUAAUCAAAUGCAGGCCAUGUUUAGGAUUGGAUCUCAAUCAUGUUCACCUGAAAUACCAGAAGUAGUAUCAAAUGAGGCAAAAGAGUUUUUGAGAAAGACUUUUGAAUU
Funneliformis mosseae is the source of this 1712-nucleotide messenger RNA. The record is from the annotation of a GenBank genome assembly. Lineage: Eukaryota; Fungi; Glomeromycota; Glomeromycetes; Glomerales; Glomeraceae.